AUGCCAACUGAACAUGAUGCUGUUGUUAGAUUGACUAAGGAAUUAGAUGGUAUAAAUUUGCAUAGCGCGCCGGAUAUCGUGAGGGAGCACCAAAAGAAGUCAUUCAACUGGAAAACUAAUUCUGUUUCAUCAUUGGGGAAUAUGUCUUUACAACAAUCAGAAAACCAUAUCAAUGGACACCCUAAAUUUACACGUGUUUCAUAUACCUCUUUUUCGCAUAGUGGCAUGCAUAAAUUUCCCGCGAAACCGCCAAGAGAUAUAUUUCAUGAAAGUAAGGAAGUAGCUCUAUUCACAAAUGGCCAGGCUUAUACCACUGUACGCAAAGAUAUUCUACCAAAUUUAAAAGGAGAUAUUGCUGAAUUGUGUGAAAGGUCGCUUCUCGAUGCAAGAGAACGGAAACUUCCGUAUUUGGGUCAUGACUUAUUUGCUAAUAUUGGGCAGUUCGUUCCAAUGACAAUAUCCGAGCUAGAUAGUAUAUUACCGUGUAUUUCAUACAUUGAGAACUGGCGACUAAAUAAUCAUGGUGAAGAUUUUAAGAUUGGAAGGAAAUUUACGGUUGUGACCACAAGACAUCAUAUCGUGGAUAUGACUAUGCACCUUUUUGACAGACGAAAUAAAAAAAGGUCACUGGUUGCCACGUAUAUGGGGGCAGGUCUGAUUUCUUUUUCUAGAAACCAAAAAAAUGAUUCCCGAAUGUCUAAAGAGGGCAUUUAUUCAAGUGAUCCAAAUAUGAAGAAAAUUUGCUACUCAGGAUUUGAGUUUGAAAAUUGGGUAACUGAGGGCAUUAAAGCUGCUGAUUUAAAUGGCUCAAAACUUCCUGUUUUUUCUGUUGUAGAAAGUAAACUUUCAGAAGAAAUUGGUCUUUUAAUUCGUUGCGAAAUGGAUGCAUUCAAUCCUGUUUCGGGAGCAAACACAGAAUUAAAAUGUUUUGCCCCAUUAUCAAUGCAUAACUCUAAUCAUAGAAGAAAACUUCUGAAAACAUGGAUACAGACAGGUUUAUCACCUAACUCCGAUAUCAUGAUAGGUCUAAGAGAUAGCCACAGUGGUCAAUUAUUAGAUAUUCAAUGGUACUCAAGGGAUUCACUAUGUAUGAAGUUCAAUCAUUCAGGUUUACCUUCGAAUAAAAGGGAACUUAAUUAUAAUGCCAAAGUUGCGGUGGAAUGGUGUAAUCACUGUAUCAAAUCAAUUUGUGAGCUGCUGGGAGCAAACAUCUCUGACUACAGCUGUAAAAACCCGGAAUCAUUUGAAAUCAGUAUAGAUUCGAACAACACUAUCGCCAUCACUAAACUUAAAAAUAUUCCAAAACAUGUGGAACUAUUUGGAACCUCGAUACAUGUUUAA
Messenger RNA from Saccharomyces mikatae IFO 1815, 1341 nucleotides. It is a transcript of the gene DXO1, whose product is annotated as Dxo1p. Gene Ontology annotation, cellular component: nucleus; cytosol. The transcript has a single exon. Lineage: Eukaryota; Fungi; Ascomycota; Saccharomycetes; Saccharomycetales; Saccharomycetaceae. Gene Ontology annotation, molecular function: mRNA 5'-diphosphatase activity. Bases 1 to 1341 code for a protein of 446 amino acids. The record is from RefSeq and is a predicted model, not a curated record. Gene Ontology annotation, biological process: nuclear-transcribed mRNA catabolic process; NAD-cap decapping.